Molecule: messenger RNA, 2636 nt
Organism: Tachyglossus aculeatus (Australian echidna)
Lineage: Eukaryota; Metazoa; Chordata; Mammalia; Monotremata; Tachyglossidae
Gene: PAQR8
Product: progestin and adipoQ receptor family member 8
Exons: 1
Coding region: 5-1069 (354 amino acids)
Biological process (GO): response to steroid hormone
Cellular component (GO): plasma membrane
Molecular function (GO): steroid binding; nuclear steroid receptor activity
Source: RefSeq, a predicted model, not a curated record
AACCAUGACGACGGCCAUCCUGGAGCGCCUCAGCACCCUGUCGGUCAGCGGGCAGCAACUGUGCCGCCUGCCCAGGCUCCUGGAGGACGGGCUGCCCAAGAUGCCCCGCACGGUCCCUGAGACGGACGUGCCCCAGCUGUUCCGGGAGCCGUACAUCCGGGCCGGCUACCGGCCCACGGGCCACGGCUGGCGCUACUACUUUUUCAGCCUCUUCCAGAAGCACAACGAGGUGGUCAACGUGUGGACCCACCUGCUGGCGGCCCUGGCCGUGCUGCUCAGGUUCCGGGCCUUCGCGGCGGGCCAGGCCCUGGCCUGGGGCUCGGCCCGGGCCCUGCCCCUGCUCCUCUUCGUCCUGUCCUCCCUCACCUACCUCACCUGCAGCCUCCUGGCCCACCUGCUGCAGUCCAAGUCGGAGCUGUCUCACUACACUUUCUACUUCGUGGACUACGUGGGGGUGAGCGUGUACCAGUACGGCAGCGCCCUGGCCCACUUCUUCUACAGCGCCGACCAGGCCUGGUACGAGCGGUUCCGCCCGGUUUUCCUGCCGGCGGCCGCCUUCUGCGGCUGGCUGUCCUGCGCCGGCUGCUGCUACUCCAAGUACCGCUACAGGCGGCCCUACCCCGUCAUGCGCAAGCUCUGCCAAGUGGUCCCAGCGGGCCUGGCCUUCGUCCUGGACAUCAGCCCCGUGGCCCACCGGGUGGCCCUCUGCCACCUGGCCGGGUGCCAGGACCAGGCCGCCCGCUAUCACGCCCUCCAGAUCCUCUCUUUCCUGGUCAGCGCCUACUUCUUCUCCUGCCCGGUGCCCGAGAAGUACUUCCCGGGGUCCUGCGACAUCGUGGGGCACGGCCACCAGAUCUUCCACGCCUUCCUGGCCGUGUGCACCCUGUCGCAGCUGGAGGCCACCCUGCUGGACUUCCAGGGCCGGCAGGACAUCUUCGCCCAGCGCCACGGCCCCCUCUCCAUCUACGGGGCCGGCCUCUCCUUCUUCGUCCUGGCCGCCUGCAGUGCCGCCACCGCCGCCCUCUUGAGACGCAGGGUCAAGGACUCCUUGACCCAGAAGGACUCCUGAGGUGGGCCCGGCGCUACCUCCGGCAAGUCGGAGCCCGUGGCCCGGCUGUCUUGGGAAACGCCGAAGGGUUUCUUUCUUUGGGUUCUUCUUUUUAGCGACGUUUUCUCUCCGAGGGUGAGCUACCGGGAUGCCGUGAUGGUUUUUUUCCUUUUAGGCCCGAGGGCGGGACUGUCGCUGACGUGGGCCGUGCUCCGUCCCCCGUGGUGCCGUCGGGAGCGACCGUCGGACCUGACCGUCGGAUCAAGCGCGGCUCGGCUCAGCUCUUCCCCGAGUACCCGGCAACACAUCUUUCCUUGGGAAAGGCCGCUUUGGCCUGGACCGGCUCCGGAGGGAAGAGGCGGGAGGGACCGAGCCAAGGGCCGGUCCCCGGUGGGAGGGCAAGAGGAGCCAGUCGGGCGACUUGGGACAUCUGCAAGUCGGAGUCCGGAUUGGGAAACCUUUAACGGAGCGAACGGCUGAGAAUCCGCCGAUCUCCACUCCCUUCUUUUUCCCCUCCCUUUUGCUCUCUCAGAUCCGCUCCAAAUCCCCGACCCUUCCUCCCGGGAUGACUCGGCUGUCCACCUUUCCUCUUUAGUUGGACGGUCCCAGGCAACUUGCAGUCAGCGUCGCGGCCACGAUCAUUCCCCUUCCAGGGAGAGCUCGAGUCUAAAUAGAGACAUUCAGGACAGCCGUACCUCAUCACACCCCUUGAAAGCCCCCAGUUCCCUCCAAUGACAAGCACUACCAGCUCCCGACCAGUAUAUUCGUCUUAUAUUCUGGGGGAGUUGGGGAAGCUUGGUUUGGGUCUGUCACUUUUGGAUUCUUGGCUGUCCGCAGACCCUUAUCUUAGCUUCAUUUCCUUCGGGCCUGGAGGGUUGGGGGUGUUCCUCGUGCCUUAGAAAUACUAACAUAUUUAAGGGGUUUCCUUGCUCAGCCAUGGGACACCCUGGACUGCCAGGGGUGUUGGGAUCGGAGCGUGGGGGAAGAAAUGAAAAAAUCGUUCUGUUCUCCCAGCGGUUUGUAACCCGGAGGGGACUCCUUCUCCCUCCAUUAUAAUACCUGGACGCUUGCUGAUUCGCUUUUUCGCUGGGACCUCGGCUCUGCCUUUCCCGGGGCUUAGGGGAGCAGCUCCUCGGGCUGAACUCCAAGCCUUUGGGCCACUGUGCUACCUCCCCAAGGCAUCUCAGGGUCUCUAAAACACAAAUCCAGGUUUUCCGAGGGCACCUGAAUAGAUAAACGGGUCGGAGGGGUUGUCCAAGCCUUUUUUGCAAAGUUGGGGGUCCACCUUGGACUUCAAUAGCAGGGUGAGAUUGGAUGUGAGAAACGAUGUGAGUGGUGGGAAAAUGGAAAAGUCACUGGAUCAUCCCAGGUAUCUGGACAAAAAACUAAGGAGGUGGCUGUGGGUCCUAACUUUUGCCCAUCUCUAGGGGAUAGUGCAGAUGUAUUUUGGGAUGAAGAGUAGAAUGAGAAUUCAAGUGAUACUUAGGGAUCUCAAGGUGCCCACAACUGAACAGAAAUAGGGGGGAUUAAAUGCUUGUUCUCUCUCUUAAACUGUCAGCCCUAAGUGUCCAAACUGAUUUAGAACAGU